Penicillium cinerascens is the source of this 1008-nucleotide messenger RNA. RefSeq names its product class I SAM-dependent methyltransferase. Bases 1 to 1008 code for a protein of 335 amino acids. Gene Ontology annotation, molecular function: methyltransferase activity. The transcript is spliced from 3 exons. The record is from RefSeq and is a predicted model, not a curated record. Lineage: Eukaryota; Fungi; Ascomycota; Eurotiomycetes; Eurotiales; Aspergillaceae.
AUGUCUCAGCCAAAUCCCUACGAGCGCAUUCAAAUCGAUACAAGCGACGACGACUCCUCCAUCGACACCGAAUCUCUCCUAGGCUCCAACCUCUCUUUCGCGAGCUCAGUCCGCGACUACUGCUACGAAAAUGGCCGCCGCUAUCACGCCUAUCGGCACGGGCAAUACCCCUUUCCGAACGACGAAGAAGAGCAAGACCGUCUCGCCAUCAUGCACCAUCUUUUCAAGCUGCUCAGUGGCGGUGAUCUCUAUCGCGCCCCAAUAGCCCGUGACGGCCCCCCGCUCCGCAUCCUGGACGUCGGCACCGGCACUGGCGAAUGGGUCCUCGAAAUGGCUGAGGAUCACCCAUCCGCCGAAAUUCUCGGCACUGACCUAAGUCCCAUCCAGCCCAACUGGGUGCCGCCCAAUUGCCGCUUCUUGAUCGAUGAUGCGGAGUCUGAUUGGACUUUUUCCUCGUCAGAGGCGUUCGAUUAUAUUCACGCCCGUAGUAUGGGUGGGGGCAUUGGUGAUUGGCCCAGGUUUCUUCGGCAAGUGUAUGCGCAUCUGAAACCGGGGGGUUGGUUUGAGGCGCAGGAGUUUGAGGCUUGGGUUCUUUCGGAUGACGAGACACAUUUAAAGGCGACUGCCGUUAUGGAUUGGCAGGAUCGCUUAAAUGAGGCUAGUACGAAGUUUGGGAAGCUGAUGAAUAUCGCGCCGCGGCUUGCGGGCUGGAUGGAGGAGGGGGAGGCGCUGACACGAUCACAGUGCCCGGUUGGCGGUUGGGCGAAGAACCCCCGGUUAAAAGAGAUCGGCCGCGUGGGCAAAAUCACCAUUCUCGAGGUCGUCGAGCCGUACACGCUGGCUCUGUUUACGCGCAUCUUGGGGUUCAGUUUCCAGGACGCGCAGGAGUAUAUGGACAAAGUGCGAGCUGAGUUGGUGAGCAGCAAGUUCCAUCUCUACGUGCUGUUUCAUUUUGUCUAUGGGCAGAAGCCUAUGGAUGAGCCGAAUGGCCAAUCGCCGGCUUCAUAA